Molecule: messenger RNA, 3174 nt
Organism: Cyanidioschyzon merolae strain 10D
Lineage: Eukaryota; Rhodophyta; Bangiophyceae; Cyanidiales; Cyanidiaceae
Product: similar to ubiquitin-specific processing protease Ubp2p
Exons: 1
Coding region: 1-3174 (1057 amino acids)
Biological process (GO): protein deubiquitination; regulation of protein stability
Cellular component (GO): cytosol; nucleus
Molecular function (GO): cysteine-type endopeptidase activity; cysteine-type deubiquitinase activity
Source: RefSeq, a predicted model, not a curated record
AUGCGAAACAUCUUCGCCAAGACUCGAUCCGAGAAUAGCUCUCAGCGCAACUCUAGCGCGAAUGUGAGAGAUCGACCAACAGCCGUUCGGGAAACGGGUAGUUCGCAGACAAAACGCAUGGAGGUGUGGAAGCUUGCCGCCGAGCUGGGUUUCACUGAUGCCCAGGUGGCGGUUGCCCUGAAACACGGUUGCCACUCGACAGAACAAAUUUUAGACUACAUUCUGACGCACAAGAUUCGCCCGGAUGGCUCGAGCGCCGGCCCUGCGGCUGGAGCUCAGAGAACGUCACCGGAGCCUAACUCGGGCUUGCCUCCACCUGCCGACCGACACCGCGACCAGAAAGAAGGCACGAACGACCCGAACAACACAGAGCAGGCAGAGUUGCAAAGAGCAAUCGAACUCUCACGCCGCGAGUACCUUCGGCCUAGAGAUGCAUUGGCGUCCAGUACGGAGAACGCAGUUUCCAAACCCGUUGGUUCCCAAGCGCCGACCGCGGAGAGUCCGCUCGCUCUCGCCUCGGAUACUGAACUACAGCGCGCUAUCGAAGCGUCCCUUGAAGAAGAACGAAAAGCCCGACAGCGCUUUGAACUCUCUCUCUUUAGGCCGUCGGAGGCAUCGCUUGAUCCGAAUACUGUCGUCCGAGUGUCACCGAUGGAGCCAAUUGGUCUCUGUAAUGUCGGCAACACCUGCUACCUCAAUUCCUUACUCCAAGUAUACUACCAUACCCCUUCUUUUGUUAGGCGUGUAUUUUCGUGGCGCGAGGAUCGAGUCGACACAGAAAAGACACCUCCGAAAGCCAUUGAUGUCGUUCGCGAGCUCCAACGCCUCUUCGCGUACCUGCUUCUCUCCGAGCGCCGUUACGCGGACCCUACCGGUUUCCUGUACGCGCUUGCGGAGACCUUGAAUUCAGCUGCCCUGGAUCUGGGAGCUCAACACGACCUCAGUGAGUUCAAUGAGACGUUCCUGCGCUCCAUAGAGGCUGCUCUGCAGACGGUAGACAACACGGAGCCAUUGCAGCGCACAUUUACGCACUCCUUUGUUCAGGAAUUGCAUUGUCGAGUCAUGGAGGGAGCGCAUCAAGUCGCAAUGGCGGUUGAAAUGAAUCCACAAUGCUCAUCCGAUGGAUCGGGCACCCACGGGGCGCCCCAGUCCCCAGGAGCAAGCGAUACACCAGCGCUCGACGCGAUGCUGGAGCGGCUCAGCGGACUGCAGUCCGCAACGUGGCGGCUUGCCGACCGAGUUGAGGGAACCACCAGUGCGCUCAUUCUCGAUGUUGCUUCGGGUAACUGCCGGGACUUGUACGCUGCAUUGGAUGAGUAUGUGCUCGCCGAUGUGGAGUAUCAGCCAGAAAAGCUGACGCCGGGGACUCCUAUACACGCAGAUUCUAAUCCGAGCGAUACGCAGGCGUCGACGAGCGGGAUAACAACAGCACCAACGACGAAUACCCGCACCGCAACCAAGUCUGUAUGGUUUCAAACUCUGGCUCCAGUGCUUUUUAUCUAUCUUCAGCGAUUGCGCUUCAACCAAGAGACUCACAUGCCGGAGAAGGUGAACGAUUUCUUCGAUUUCGCAGAGACAAUCUAUCUAGAUCGGUACCUUGAGCGUAACCGUGAAGCAGCGCUCUUAGCACGACUACAAGAUGCGCAGUAUUGCCGUGAAUACGCUCAGUUAGAGCAGGAGCUCCAACGACUGCUUCACUUACCAGGGUUGCAAGAGCCAUCGGAUGUCGUCUACGAGGCGGUGCUUGAGCGACUACGCGCCCUGGAUCCCGGAAAUUCCUCACAUCCGCCUGUCGUUGUCGACCAGAGCGAGACUGCACAUCGGGAACAGGCCCUUGAGAGCUUGUCCUACGUCUACGUGACAGAGAAACAACAACGCGAACGGCUUGAGACACGAAUGGCGUGUCUCGCGGAGGAAAUGGUGCAAAACUUUGCCAGCCUGUCGAAUGAAGCGUAUCGGUUGCAGGCAGUGCUUGUACACGAGGGCGCCCCCGAGGCAGGUCAUUAUUUUGUUUUCAUUCGAUCGACUCGAGCGGGCGACUGGUACGAAUUCAAUGACCAACGAGUACGUCGCGUCUCGUGGGAGCAUGUCCACUCGGUGGGGCGCGGUGGGCCCGGCACAGCCUCUGCCUACGCGUUGCUCUACAGACGGGAAGAACACGGGGAGGCGAGCCAGCUUCCCUCCAUCGAAGAGGCCAAGCGUCUGCUACCGGCGUCGCUCGUAGCGGAAAUCGCUGCGAACAACGCAGUGCUUCGGGAGGAGGUAGAACGCGAGAAAUUGCGUCCAGUAGUUGAGAGCAUCUCCGAACGCCUUCGACAACCGGAAAAGGACGAGACAUUCCUGGAGCGCCCUGAAUGGCUUUGUCUUCAUCAAGGUCAGGUCGCAGACGCUGUCCUCUUGGCAACAUGUCAUGUGUACAGCGACCAGACCCAGGGCGUAGAUCUGUUCACGGCGCUGCGAAAACACCGUGCACUACGGACACAUACAAACGACGAAACAGCAGGGAACACCGAGGCCAACGAGCCAGUGUUGCCGCCAACCAAGGCGUCAGCGUCCACGUUUCUCGGAGCGAUGAAGUCCGCAGCGUCCGGGCCAUUCUCCGACGACAUUCGCGAACUUGCUACCCGUCUCGAGUGCGCAGACAACGAAACUCUGAACCAGCUGGAAAACGCAUACACGCGAGCCCAACAAACGUAUCGAGUGACGAUUCUAGCGCUGAUGCUCACCGGUAUCGCCGCAGAAUGCAUACGAGAAAGUUCCUGGCGCGAUGCAGCGUCUGCGAUCACCAGUAUAUACGAUAAGGCGUCGGCGGGCAUCUCGUAUGCAGGGCUGACUGCCUCUCUUAGGAAUUGUGUAGAGCAGCUUGUUUCCCAAACGAAAACCUCUGACCCGGAGCUGUCCAACUGGUUUGCGCACGAAUACCUGCCAGAGAAGGCGCUUGAAAAGGAGCCAGCAGACAACUCGACACCAACGUCGACACCUGCACCCGCUUCCGGAGCUGCGCCUGGUAGCGAGAUAGAGCGUUGCUCGCGACGCACGGCACCGCAGCGUCCAAGGUUACCUCCCUGUGAUGAACGUAUGGUCAGUGCCAGAAUAUCUGCGUUUGGAAGCCAAGAAGCGGCAGUUCGUUGGUACGAUGGUCUCGUGCGGGGUUUGGGUUCGCCUCAGCGUUGA